AUACCCAGAACAGCUUCCGCACGUGACUCUCUUCCCUUCCCCCUCGCAGCCGCCGGGGGGCCCCGCCACUCAGCAUGGAGUUGGGGUGGGGCCUAACGGGGCGGAUGGAUAACGAUUGGUAAGGAGGCCGGCCCUCUAGGCCAGUACAGAAGAAGAGACUCUGGGGGCGUGGUCCAGAGCAGCUAAAAGGGCGAUGAUUGGCUGACAGAAGGAUAUGGGCGUGACCGAGGUCGGCGUGCGGCGGGGUUUGAGGGGGGCGGUUUGGAGGUAGGGCCGUCGGACUCGAGUUUUUUUUGCUGCCUCCUCCGCUGCCGCUGUUCGCAGUGCACCUGAGAGCGGGCUUUGCCUUAGCCUCCGCCUGCGCUAUGAACCGCUUUAAGGUAUCUAAAUUCCGGCAUACCGAGGCCCGGCCGCCUCGGAGGGAGGCCUGGAUCAAUGACAUUCGAGCAGGAACAGCUUCAUCCUAUGGGAAUCACAUCAAGUCGAGCUGUAGCUUGAUCGCAUUUAAUACUGAUCGACCAGGCACUCUGGGCAUUGUGCCCCUGGACUGGCAAGGCAAGAACAGGAGGAAUGUGGCAUCCCUGGGUUGCCAUUCAGAUCAGGUGACUGAUUUUGAUUUCUCUCCAUUUGAUGACCAUCUCCUUGCCACAGGCUCAGCAGACAGAAUGGUAAAGCUGUGGCGGCUGCCCACCGCCACUGCCAACCAGGACUUGCCCUCUGCUCCUGGGGUGGUGUUGGGCCCUGAGGACUUCCAGGUGGAUGUUCUUAAGUUUCAUCCUACUUCAGACACCAUACUGGUGAGCGCCUCCAACAAGGUUGUGAAAGUCUGGGAUUUAGCCCUGCACCAUACCCUCACUGAGCUGGCCACCCACGGUGACCAGGUUCAAAGUGUGGCCUGGAGCUCUGAUGGUGUUCUCCUGGGUACAUCUUGCAAGGACAAGCAGCUGCGAAUCUUUGAUCCCCGAAGGAAGCCCGUUGCCUCCCAGAGCACCCAGGGCCACGAGAACCACAAGGACAGCCGACUGGUCUGGACCAACUCCCAGGAGCAUCUGCUGUCUACUGGAUUAAACCAGAUGCGAGAGCAUGAAGUAAAGCUGUGGGACACUCGCUGCUUCUCCAGUGCCCUCACCUCCUUCACCCUCAACACCUCCCCCGGAUCUCUGAUCCCAUUGCUGGAUGCUGACUCUGGGCUCCUCAUCCUAGGUGGAAAGGGCGAGAAUCUGAUAUACUGCUGUGAAGUGUCGCUGCAGCAGGCCACCCUGAGCCAAGUGAACCAGUGUGUCCUGGAGACCAAGUGCCGGGGAAUGGCCCUGGCGCCCCGCCGGGCGCUGGCUGUGCUGGCCUGCGAAGUGCUCCGCGUCCUGCAGCUCAGUGAGAGCGCCAUCGUGCCCGUCAGCUAUGUGGUGCCCCGAAAGUCUGUAGAAUUCCAUGAAGACUUGUUUUCUGAUGCUGUGGGGAGUGUACCUGCUGCCAAUGGCCAGGCCUGGUGGGCCGGAGACAACCGGCAGGUCCAGAGGGUCAGUCUGAAUCCUGCCCACCGGCCUCAUGCGAGCUUCACCUCCUGCCUGGUGCCCACAGAACUCGCUUCUCCUGCUGCUGCUGCCCAGCUUCAGGAGGUGCCAGCCAGUGACCCAGACCCAAGUGAGGGCAGCUUCUCCUCCCCACCCAGCUCUCUCACCUCACCCUCCACCCCCUCCAGCCUGGGCCGCUCGCUCUCUAGCACCAGUGGCAUUGGCACCAGCUCCUCCCAGAGGUCACUGCAGAGCCUCCUGGGUCCCAGCUCCAAGUUCCGACAUGCCCAGGGUACUGUUCUACACCGUGAUACCCACAUCACCAACCUCAAGGGACUCAAUCUCACCACCCCUGGGGAGAGCGAUGGGUUCUGUGCCAAUCGCCUUCACGUGGCUGUGCCCCUCCUGAGCACAGGUGGCCAGGUGGCUGUUCUGGAGCUGCGGAAACCCGGCCGCCUGCCUGAUACUGCACUGCCCACGCUACAGAACGGGGUGCCUGUCACUGACCUCACCUGGGAUCCAUUUGACUUGUACCGCCUUGCUGUGGCUGGGGAAGAUGCCCGGAUCCGGCUGUGGCGGGUGCCACCUGAAGGGCUGCAGGAGGUCCUGGCGACGCCCGAGGCCGUGCUAACAGGCCACACAGAGAAGAUCUACUCCCUGCGCUUCCACCCACUGGCGUCCGACGUGCUGGCCUCCUCUUCCUAUGACAUGAGUGUGCGGGUCUGGGACCUCCAGGAAGGAAUGGAGAAGAUAAGGCUGCAGGGUCACAGGGACCAGAUCUUCAGCAUGGCCUGGAGUCCCGAUGGACAGUUCUUGGCAACAGUGUGCAAAGAUGGGAGGGUACGGAUCUUUGAUCCCCGGCGUAGCCCAGAGCCUAUCCAGGAAGGCCCUGGCCCUGAGGGAGGUCGAGGAGCUCGUGUGGUCUGGGUGUGCGAUGGCCGGUGUUUGCUGGUGUCUGGCUUUGACAGCCGGAGUGAGCGCCAGCUGCUCCUGUAUGGGGCAGAGUCAUUGGCCGGGGGCCCUGUGGCUGUGCUCGGCCUCGAUGUGGCACCUUCCACCCUGCUGCCCCACUAUGAUCCAGACACUGGUCUCGUCCUCCUCACCGGCAAGGGCGACACACGAGUGUUUGUGUACGAAUUACUCCCUGAGGUUCCCUUCUUCUUGGAGUGCAACAGCUUCACCUCACCCGACCCCCAUAAGGGCUUUGCCUUCUUGCCCAAGACGGAAUGUGAGGUACAACAAGUGGAGUUCGCCCGGGGCCUCCGACUCCGCCAGACUUCCCUAGAACCGGUUGCCUUCCGACUUCCCAGGGUCAGGAAAGAGUUCUUCCAGGAUGACGUGUACCCAGAGACGGCCGUGUGCUGGGAGCCUGCACUCAGUGCCGCUGCCUGGCUGGGGGGUGCCAAUGGGCAGCACCGCCGACUCAACCUCCGGCCCCCAGGAAUGACCCCAGUGAGUGAGGCCCCCCGAGAAGCUCCCACGCGUAGGACCUUGCCCUCAGCUGUCUACCUUGAAGAGAAGUCAGAUGAGCAGAAGAAAGAAGAGCUGCUAAGUGCCAUGGUGGCAAAAUUGGGUAACCGGGAAGACCCCCUCCCCCAGGAUUCCUUUGAGGGAGUAGACGAGGAAGAAUGGGACUAGUCCACUUUAUCAGCCACACCCACAGCUGCCUCUCCUCUGGAGCUACCUGGCCAAUGACCCCUUGCAACUCUUAGCCUCAUUCUUGAGCUGGAAGAUGCCUCUUCAGGCCUUGGUGUUGCUGCUGACCUAUGGAGGGACUCUACAGCUGAUGUGACCCCAUCUCUUCAUUCCAGGAACCCCCAGACUAAGAUCUUUGGAAUCUUAGUGUUUUCAACUAGCAGCUCCUCCAAGUCUAUGUGUCUCCGAAGUAUCCUGGCUCCAGCUUUCUCUGAGGCCUCAAAGUCCUCUGGGUUAGGCUGUCGUGGGAACACUCCAAGUGGGGCUUUAAUUGGCCCUGUCCUAUUUUUCUCUCUGGGAUAAGUUUUCUUCUAUAUAUCAUGGUCAGAAGCUGAGGAAAGAACAUUGGUCAGCACUGCCCCGGGCCUGCUACCUGGCUGUCCUUACUAUAUAUGGUCCCACUCACUUUGUAAUUAGAUAGGUUACUGCCUUGCCUACUUCUUCCAGAAACAAGUUUCUCCUCCAGCUACUCUACUGUUCUUUGUAUCUUAUGGGUUAAGCCUUACCUUCUGCUUUUAUCUUUCCAUAUUGCCUUUUGUCCCUGUUGUCUUCUUCUGUUACAGUCAAAAUCAUCAAAGGGGCUGGAUCCCCCAUGCAGUCACCAAUCCUACUGGACCUCCUACUUGCUCUCUCCCUCCAAACCUGAAACAGUGAGAAAAGGGUGAGGAUUAGGGCCCAGAGAACUUAAAAAAAGUGUGUGGGGGGAAGAAUGUGAAUCCCACAAGUAAGGGGUUUAUGAAUUUAUCAAUAUCUCAGCCAUUAAAUUUUUCUAAGCAAAA
Messenger RNA from Antechinus flavipes (yellow-footed antechinus), 3985 nucleotides. RefSeq names its product coronin 7 (gene CORO7). Gene Ontology annotation, molecular function: protein binding. The record is from RefSeq and is a predicted model, not a curated record. The transcript has 28 exons. The coding region runs from base 366 to 3149 and encodes 927 amino acids. NCBI's taxonomy places the organism in Eukaryota, Metazoa, Chordata, Mammalia, Dasyuromorphia, Dasyuridae.